Molecule: messenger RNA, 1170 nt
Organism: Strongylus vulgaris
Lineage: Eukaryota; Metazoa; Nematoda; Chromadorea; Rhabditida; Strongylidae
Source: the annotation of a GenBank genome assembly
AUGUUUCAAACAACAGCACCGUCAACAAGCGCUACACCAACGCAUCGUGCUUCAAACGUAAUUCCUGUUGGCUGUCGUUCGAGUCCAAUGGCUCGGAAGGCUUUUACUCUCAAUUUCAAUGGUCCGAGCCAAGAAAAACGUGAGCUCGAAGAGAUUGAACGGCGGUAUGAAGCAGUUAAAAGAAAUUCUGGAAUUUUGCGACUGAAUGGUGAAAUUGUCAAGGCAGACUUCCGAGAUUUAGAACUAAUUUCUGAGAUAGGCAGUGGCAGUUGUGGACGUGUAUCCAAAAUGAGUUAUAGGGGUCAUGUUAUGGCUGUUAAGGAAAUGGCUCGGACUUCCGAUAAAGAAGACAAUAAACGAAUUAUUAUGGAUCUGGAUGUUAUUUCACGCGCUGAUGCCUCCCAUCAUAUAGUCUUAUGCUAUGGUUAUUUUAUAUCAGAGACAAGUGUUAAAGUAUGCAUGGAAGUGAUGGCUUCGUCUCUUCAUACUCUUUUGCGUAGUGCAAAUCGUUUGGGAAUUCGAAUUGCUGAAGGAUAUAUCGGAAAAAUGUCCGUUAGCAUUAUUCAGGCUUUGGAUUACCUGAAGGACCACCUAAGUGUCAUCCAUCGUGAUGUAAAACCGUCUAACAUUCUACUGGACUGGAACGGAUCCGUAAAAUUGUGCGACUUUGGAAUUAGUGGACAACUGAUUGAAUCUCGUGCCCAUACCAUUCAGGCUGGGUGCCCUCCUUAUAUGGCUCCGGAAAGAUUUGAUCCUCGGUACAAUGCGGAUUAUGAUAUUCGAAGCGAUGUAUGGUCUGUAGGAAUCUCAUUAGUAGAACUGGCCACUGGUAAAUACCCAUAUUCCCAUGUUGGCUGUGAAUUUGCAAUACUUGCUGCUAUUGUACGAGAUCCACCGCCAUCCCUUCCACAGAACAUGAACUUCACUCCUGAGUUCCACGAUUUUAUAUCUCAAUGUCUCCAGAAAGAUUUUCAGAAGCGCCCCAAGUAUAAAGCUCUCUUGCUAAUUCACAUCGAAGUCAAUGUCUCUAAAAUUUCUUUCGAUUUAUCAAAGAAAGCUAAUCUCUACAAGCUUGGUGCAUCGAUUCAUGGUCAUCCAUUCAUUCGAAACGCUGAGCAAGACGAAAGCCACGACCUCAGUAUUCUUGUGCAGGAUGUGCUUGGCGCUUAA